AGACAUACAAUGGACAAGGAUCAAAUACCAGAUGGUGGAUAUGGUUGGAUUGUCGUCGCUGCUUUCGGAGCCAAUAAUAUUGUUGUAAUACCAAUAAUGCAAGGUUUCACUCUACUCUUUCGUGAUGUAUUUAAAGACCUUAAUAUGUCUGCUACAGAUAUCAGCACCAUCACUAAUGUAAAUUCGGCUUUUGGACUAAUUCUAGGUCUUUUUAAUGGACCCCUAUUUAAGAGCUUUACUUAUAGAAAAGUGUCCUUGAUAUCAGUAAUUUUAAUGUUCGUUGGAUUCAUAUUGACCAGCACUGCAAACUCAUUUACUGAAUUCAUUAUAUAUUAUGGAGUGAUCAACUCUAUAGGAUGCAGUUUAAACCUUACUUCAUUUUCUCUUGCACUCAACACAUAUUUUAAUAAAAGAAGAAAUCUUGCAACUGGACUAAGCUCAGCCAUAACAGGUUUUGGUCCUGUAUUUAUGCCAAUCUUAGUUAGUUUUCUAAUAAGCUACUAUGGGGUUAGAGGAACAGCACUGAUUCUUUCAGCACUCAUACUUCAUUGUUUGACAGGUGCACUUCUACUCCAUCCUGUAAAAUGGCAUUACAGAAAAGUUGAAGAAAGAGCUAUUGAAAAAGAAUUGGAAUUAUUAAAUCCUCCAACAUCUGAAGCUAAUAACCUCAAGCAAGAAAUAGAAGAUGAAGAUGAAAUAGAUGAAGAUUAUGAUGUAAAUUUAGUUCAUGGAUUAGAAAAAGUAACGAUACCAUCAAAGAAGAUGGAGAAUUUUGACAAAGCUAGUGGAGGCAUUUUUGCUUCUAAGAUAUCUUUGUAUGAGAAAGCACCUGAUGCCACUUGGUGGAGAAAAGAGAGUAAUGCUGGACUUCCACCUUAUACUCCACAAUAUAGCAUAAGGCAAGAGAAAAAACCAAAAAAGAAGGACUCUCAGCAAUGGAUUUCAAAAAUUGUGAAGCUUUUUGAUCUUGAUUUGCUCCAAGACCCUGCCUAUCGCACCAUAUGGUUUGGAAUAUCACUCGCAUUUACAGGAGAAAUAAACUUUUCACUAAUGACACCAAUGAUCCUUGGUGAUUUGGGCUGGAAUGUUGAAGAAACAGCAAAAUUGAUGUCAUCUUUAGCAUUUGCAGACAUAAUUAUGAGGUUUAUUUCGCCAUUUAUUGGAGAUGCAGUAAAACUACCUGCCAAGCAAAUGUAUAUGAUAAGUCUGAUAUUCCUGGUGUUAACUAGAGCUUCUAUCAUAUUUGCCAGUGGUUGGACUCAAACAUUAAUUGCUUGCAUUUUCAUUGGCAUAGGAAAGGGGUUUAGGACAGUUUAUAUGGGUCUAGUGAUCCCAAGUUAUGUUCCAUUAGAGAAGCUUGCCUCAGCAACUGGACUUCAAACUGUAUUGAAUGGACUAUUUCUUAUAACAGCCGGUCCUAUUUUAGGUUUAAUUAGAGAUAAAAGCGGAAGUUAUAACGCAUGUAUUUAUUUCAUCAACUCACUUUCAUUGACCACAAUAACACUUUGGACUAUUGAAAUGAUACUCGACAGACAGAAGUUGAAAAAUCAAGCUAAAGAAGAAGCAACCGAGUCCUCACAAAAUGUUUGAUAUAUGUACUCAGUAUUUAAUGAAAAUUCAUAGCAAAAAAAAAAAGAAUCAUUUUAUUACUUGUUAUUUUUCAUUAUAAGUAAUAGAAAUAAGAUCACUCAUUUAUGUGACCUGAGCAUUCUAAAUGCUUUGUUCAAUCUUGUUUAGUCAGUAUUUCCUAGAUAUUUGUAAUUUAUUGAUAAGCUAUUUAUUUUUUAUUUAUAAUCGAU
Nezara viridula (southern green stink bug) is the source of this 1799-nucleotide messenger RNA. The record is from the annotation of a GenBank genome assembly. Lineage: Eukaryota; Metazoa; Arthropoda; Insecta; Hemiptera; Pentatomidae.